AUGGUUUAUACCGGCAAGCCGAGCAGGGGCUGUGGCAUGUGCAAGAGCCGCAGGAUCAAGUGCGAUGAGAAACGUCCGACAUGUGGCCAAUGCCAGAAGAGCGGAAGGGCGUGUCCCGGCUACCCGGACGAGUUUGAUCUCGUGUUCAGGGAUGAGAAUAAGGCGAUGGAGCGCAAGGCGAGGAAGGGAUCCGGGCAUUCGUCGAAGGCUGGAGGUUCGCAAGGUUCGCCUUCUAGGUGCGUUCCGUUCCUCUUUUCGCCAAAUGCAACCUUCGAGCUUUCCCGCUCGACUAGUCCCUACGAAGCUGGAAGCUCGAUCUUCGAAGGCUCCCUAGACCAAAGUGGCCAACUAGUAGUAAUCCCACCAUACACCACGCCUCCGGGACAAGUCACCUUCCAAGACUUCAUGUGGCAUCUUGAGAACCCCGUUCCGCCGAGCCUCACCCUGGCUCCCGAGUUCGAAGCCGUACCUUUCUUCUUCCGGAACUUCGUCUCCUUACCUCAGCAAGCGGAAAGCAUGCGGGGAUAUCUAGAACUCCUCGUGCCGCUAUACAACCAGGCGCGCCCCUCUUCUGCUCUACACCUUGCCACGAACGCCGUUGCUCUUGCGGCCUGCGGAAACUAUCCCGGCAGACAAGAUCUGCUCAGGGAAGCUGCAACUACGUACGGCAAGGCCCUGCGAAAGCUCAAUGAAGAUCUUAAAGAUCCUGCAUUGUCCAAAUCGGACGAGAGCGUUCUUGCUACCCUUCUCUUCUCCUUGUAUGAAACUAUAAUGUCGACUGGUGAUACGAUCACGGCAUGGGGUAACCAUGUCGACGGAGCCGUGGCGUUGACGAAGAUGAGAGGUACGGAUCAGUUCAAAGAUCCCAUGUCUCACGCCGUUUUCCGAGCUGUGCGGACAAUGAUGAUCACGAGCUGUGUGCAACGGUCUAAACCGAUAGAGUCCUUUCCCGGGACGAAGGGCUGGAUAGCGAACGACAUCAACGAAGAAAACGCCGCCAACCGUCUCACGCUAAUCUGCAUCGACCUACCCAACAUCCGCGCACGAGCGAAGGACCUUACGAGUUCGCCAUACGAUGCCAGCCAGGAGGCCGAGGCCAUCAAUGUGCUGGAGUUCGCACAGAUGGUAGACGAGAACCUUCAGCAGUGGUACCAGACGCUGCCACCGGAAUGGCAUUACCGCACCAUCGGCCUAUUCAACGAGCCUAUUGAGGACCUUUCCACAGCAGAGCAUUGGCCAGGCGAGCAGCAUGCCUAUCACGACGUACCGCUUGCCAGCAUCGUCAAUGAUUAUCGUGUAUGCCGCAUCUUCUGCCAGAGAGUGAUCAUGGCCUGCAUAGCGUGGUUGAGAUGCGGCGGCAAUUAUGAUGGCUCCCAACCCUAUGACAGAGCCGUCUUCGUCAUCCAGCAGAUGGUCGACGAGAUCUCCGCUUGCGUACCCUUCCAUCUGAACUACGAUAUGCAGCCCAUGGCGAAGGAACUAGGGCAGGAGAGGAACGCUGCUGAAGCCUUCGGCGGGUACUCCCUCGUCUGGCCACUCUAUGUUUCCGCAAACGCCGAAACGGUGCCGCAGCGGCAGCGAGAAUGGCUCUCCGGGAGAUUGUUCCUCAUCGGUAGCAAAUUUGGGCUUACGAGCGCCCAGGUGCUCGUUUUGGCAAGAAGGCACGUGCUUACUUGCGGACCUAUGUUUCCUUAG
Trematosphaeria pertusa is the source of this 1695-nucleotide messenger RNA. RefSeq lists its product as uncharacterized. The record is from RefSeq and is a predicted model, not a curated record. Lineage: Eukaryota; Fungi; Ascomycota; Dothideomycetes; Pleosporales; Trematosphaeriaceae. The transcript is spliced from 6 exons. Gene Ontology annotation, biological process: regulation of DNA-templated transcription. Gene Ontology annotation, molecular function: zinc ion binding; DNA-binding transcription factor activity, RNA polymerase II-specific. Bases 1 to 1695 code for a protein of 564 amino acids.